UGCGGUGAGCAUCAGAUAAACACUUGUGUUGGUAUUUUUUUGCUGCCUGUUAGCUUUAAAUCCAAAUUGUGCCAUCGGAGUUACUGUUUCGCUGUUGGCACACGCUCCUGCUAUUAUUUAGCUUUUUCUAAAGCUAAUUUUGUCGAAAAAGCGUCGGUCUCCCUGGUCGUUCAGCCGAGGAGAGUUUGGUGUUUUCCUGUUCGUUGGUAUCAAAUGCAUUACAUAAUGUGGCGGUAAGCUGUUGUUAGCUUAAUACCGGCCUGUGUUUUUUAAAAAGACGUCUUUUACUCUAUCGCUUGUGACAAACAUUUGGGGGGAAGUCGUUGUAUUUUACAAUGGGAGUCAACAGGAUUUACAUUAGCAUCGGAUAUGCUACAUUUGGCACCCUGGUUGGACUUUCGGCUUUCUUCGUCUGGAAUAUAGCCUACAAACAGCCAUGGACGGCGGCCAUGGGAGGCCUGUCAGGAGUUUUGGCUCUCUGGUGUCUCGUCACGCACAUCAUGUACCUGCAGGACUUCUGGCGCACUUGGCUAAAAGGCCUCAAGUUCUUCAUCGGUGUUGGUGUGCUCUUCUCAGUUUUGGCGGUGGCUGCCUUCAUCACCUUCCUAACUCUCGCCAUCACACAUAAGCAAUCUCUGACUGACCCGAGGAGCCUGUAUCUCUCCUGUGUGUGGAGCUUCCUCACUCUCAAAUGGUCUUUCCUCUUGGCUGUAUACUCCUACAGAUAUCGCCAGGAGUUUGCAGACAUCAGCAUCCUCAGCGACUUCUAGUCAGUUCUGAUUUCAUAGACUGUGAUGGACUUUUGAAGGGUGUUGAGCUGCCAGCAGGAGCUGGUCAAAGAGCUUUUGUAACAAAGAGGCAGAAAAGCAGAUCUGGCUAGAUUAAAGAAUCACCUGACUUUCACCAUAUAUGGAGUUGCACUUGUCGCACUUGCUUAACAAGCUCUGUAUUUGUAUUGUUACCUGUUCUCCUACUUUUAAUGACCGAGAUAUAUUCCUGUAAGUAGUCAUAAGUCUAAACCUCUUAAGACUGGAACUGCUUUUGAAGUAAUUGCUUGAGGCUGUUAACGGAGAGACAUGCUGUGUUUUUUCAGACAGAUUUUGUCUUGGGAUUGUUUAAUCUUAAAACAGCUAAUGCACACAAGGAAAUCCCCACCAUAACAGGCUUUUAAUCCAAUGAUAAAAUGUUAAAAUGAAAGUGAAAAUACUCCCAGAGCUGAAAUCCUCAGAACCAAAACUAAAUCCUCCAACCUGAGGCCACUCUGCUGAUUGCUCAGUUGACAGUGUUUGUUGGAGUGUGUGAAUGUUUGUACCCAGAUGAGCUUUUUCAUAGUUUUAAACCUCAGAAUAAUCAUAUCACCAGACACUCACUGUCUGCGUCUGAAAAGUCGGUCUCUUUGCUCCUUUCAUCCUCAAUGAAGCAAUUUUAGAAACAUUUUUCAAAGAAAUUCAAUCACUGUUACGAAUAGUUAAACAGUCAUUUAGCUUUUUAAAGAAAGUAGUUAUUGAAUUUUAUUGCUCCCUUCAUUCCCUGCUUUUUUCUGGUGAGAACUAAAGAAGAGGCAUUCCUGUGGAAUUUGUGCUUUUCAUCUUUUGCUCCACCAGGGGGAGACUUGCUUUUUUCUGUCAAGAGUCCACUGGAAAAUUAUGACAUUCCUCUGAAAAAAACAAAUGAAUCUGAUAAGUAAUUGCACUUUAGUCUUUGAUAUUGAUGCCAUUGUUUUGCACACAAAUCCUGAUACAAUGGGGUAAAAAAAGAAUCAUGUUUGACACAUGGUCAUCUCUGUCUCACCCUUUUAAAUGUUGAAAUACACUGUUUAUAUGUAUCACUUAUUUUACAGGUAAUAUGAUUUCUGUAGGUCAAGUUAAACUAAGCUUUGUAUGUGGUUUACCUCCAGCUGUUGCGCAUGUCUUCCUUUUACCAUAAAAUGUGUUUAAAUGUUUUUUUUUCCUUUAUGAGAGAAUGAAUGUAAGGAUGCUAAAUGUAUAUAGAAACUGAACCCAUUAAAGUUGCAUUUAUUGUUAAUUACA
Molecule: messenger RNA, 2030 nt
Organism: Plectropomus leopardus (leopard coralgrouper)
Lineage: Eukaryota; Metazoa; Chordata; Actinopteri; Perciformes; Serranidae
Gene: slc48a1a
Product: solute carrier family 48 member 1a
Biological process (GO): heme transport
Cellular component (GO): plasma membrane; lysosomal membrane
Molecular function (GO): heme transmembrane transporter activity; heme binding
Source: RefSeq, a predicted model, not a curated record